This is a messenger RNA of Xiphophorus hellerii (green swordtail), 1669 nucleotides long. Its product is annotated as nuclear factor 7, brain-like. The record is from RefSeq and is a predicted model, not a curated record. NCBI's taxonomy places the organism in Eukaryota, Metazoa, Chordata, Actinopteri, Cyprinodontiformes, Poeciliidae.
CACCACCUACUACCGCACCUCCACAAUUCAUGACACAAGUGCAGAAAACAUUCGAUGAUGUGAUUCAACACUCCAAGAAGCAGCUGCUGUCCACAGAGAGACAGAUCAGAGCAGAGUUCAACAAGCUCCACCAGUUCCUGAGAGAGGAAGAGGAGUCCAGACUGGCAGCUCUGAGGGAGGAAGAGGAGCAGAAGAGGAAGACUAUCAGCAGAGAGAUGAAGAGGAUUGAGGAGCAGAUCUCCUCUCUGUCAGACAGUAUCUCUGCUGUUGAAGAAGAGCUGCAGAAAGACAACCUGUCGUUCCUCAGCAGUUAUAAAGCCACUCAGAGAAGAGCCAGAGGUCAGAGGUCACUGCCAGAUCCACAGCUGGUCUCAGGAGCUCUGAUAGAUGUGGCCCAACACCUGGGCAACCUGUCCUUCAGAGUCUGGGAGAAGAUGAAGGGCAAGGUGAAGUUCAGUCCCGUCAUUCUGGACCCAAACACUGCAGGUCCAUGGAUCCAUCUGUCUGAUGAUCUGACCAGGGUGAGAUAUGGAGACAAAUGGCAGCAGCUUCCUGAUAAUCCAGAGAGAAACACAAAGUACCUCAAUGUUUUUAGUUCUGAGGGCUUCAGCUCAGGGAAACACAGCUGGGAGGUGAAGGUGGGAGAUCAUCCCAGAUGGAAUAUCGGUUUGGCUAAAGAGUCUGUUGACAGGAAGGGAGAGAUAUCUGCUUCCAAAAAUGGAAUCUGGUGUUUGCUGCAUGAUGAUGAAAAAUAAAAUAAUGAUUUUAAUAAGACUCUGACAGUGAAUAAAAGUCUCCAGAGGAUCAGAGUCCAGCUGGACUAUGACAGAGGGGAGGUUUCCUUCUACGACUCUGAAGACAAGAGUCUCAUCUACACUUAUAGAGACACUUUCACUGAGAAACUCUUUGCUUAUUUUGGUGUUUAUAUUUCUGAGAAUGCUAAAACUUCUGAGAUCAAAAUCUGUGAAACUGAGAUUUCUUUUUAAAGUUCAAAGUUAUGUAUUUUUUAUUUCUGAAAAAUUUUACACUUUUAGCUCAGUUUCUAUCUGCAGUCCGAUCAAUAUUCUUAUGAAAUUAUUAAUAAACAUCUUUGAUUAUUGAAGCGUUUUAAACUUUUUUGAAAAUAAGAAUCUAAAUGUGUUACUAAAAAACUACAUUCAGAAUUAAAACAUCAGUGAAUGUAUCUUCUGUUAAUUUUGUGAGCUUUGUAUAAAAACAUGUUGAUUUUUGAAAGUUUUGAUCUCAGUUUCUAAUAUAGCAGAAAAUGUAGAAAAUAUUUGGGGAAAUGUUUUUCAAAUUGGAGAAAAUAUUUUUUUAUUAAUCUUCAUUCAAUUAUCUUUCUCACCCCCAUUGGACAUUUCUUCACAUUCUAUUAUUUUAAAAUGUUCUUUUUGUAACUCUGUUUUGUAAAAACUAUUUACUGAAUUUCAGAAAGAACAUAAGGAGCUCAGAUUCUUAACUGGGUUUUCUUGUCACCGUUUUUAAUUGUAAUAAUUCAUGUUAGCAGAAAAACUAAAUAUAAUACAUUUUCAGAUUCCGUUUCUUAAUGAUUGUUUUUGGCUCAUUAAUAUGAUCAUUUUUUUAAUUUCCUCAGUAUACAAUUUAUUCACAUAAUGUUAAACUGUAAAAUUGAAGGAACUUUCUCAAUAAAAAAACAAGUUUUUAUGCU